Acytostelium subglobosum LB1 is the source of this 648-nucleotide messenger RNA. RefSeq lists its product as hypothetical. The record is from RefSeq and is a predicted model, not a curated record. Bases 1 to 648 code for a protein of 215 amino acids. Gene Ontology annotation, molecular function: protein kinase activator activity. The transcript has 6 exons. Lineage: Eukaryota; Evosea; Eumycetozoa; Acytosteliales; Acytosteliaceae. Gene Ontology annotation, cellular component: cytoplasm; nucleus. Gene Ontology annotation, biological process: positive regulation of protein phosphorylation; signal transduction.
AUGUUCAAGAUAUUUGGUUCCAAGGCACAGACAUUCAAGCCAAAGAAAUCCAUCAAGAAGGGUACUAAGCAUUACGAGCUACAUCAGAAGAUAAAGGAGACAUUGGGAUCUGGCGAUUUAAAGGAGGCUAUUAAGUUGCCUCCAGGCGAGUCUUUGCACGAGUGGCUGGCUGUAAAUACGAUCGACUUCUUCAAUCAAUGCAACUUGUUGUAUGGAUCAAUAACAGAGUUCUGUACGAAUAAGGUUUGUCCGGUGAUGUCUGCAGGUCCACAAUAUGAGUUCCUGUGGGCUGAUGGCAAGGACAUCAAGAAGCCAGUAAGAGUCUCUGCACCAGUCUACGUAGACUAUUUAAUGACAUGGAUACAGGCGACACUCGAAGAUGAGGAGGUAUUCCCAUUGAGACAAGAUGUUGAGAUGCCCAAGAACUUCCUGCCGACUGUAAAGACAAUAUUCAAGCGAUUGUUUAGAGUGUACGCACAUAUAUAUUAUUCACAUAUGGAUAGAGUUGGUCCUCUUGGUGUAGAGGCUCAUUUGAAUACAUGCUUCAAGCACUUCUACCUGUUCAUCAAAGAGUUCAACUUGGUCGAGAAGAAGGAGAUGGCUCCAUUGCAGCACUUGAUAGACAAGAUCAACACCAAAUACGAUUAA